Messenger RNA from Melozone crissalis (California towhee), 2228 nucleotides. RefSeq names its product ATP-dependent RNA helicase DDX19B. Gene Ontology annotation, cellular component: cytoplasmic stress granule; nucleus. The record is from RefSeq and is a predicted model, not a curated record. Gene Ontology annotation, molecular function: RNA binding; RNA helicase activity; ATP binding. Bases 53 to 1492 code for a protein of 479 amino acids. Gene Ontology annotation, biological process: poly(A)+ mRNA export from nucleus. Lineage: Eukaryota; Metazoa; Chordata; Aves; Passeriformes; Passerellidae. The transcript has 12 exons.
CGCCGCUCCCGCCCGGCGCCAUCGCGGCUGCUGCGGCCACCCCGGGCCGGCCAUGGCCACCGACUCGUGGGCCCUGGCCGUGGACGAGCAGGAGGCGGCGGCCGAGUCGUUGAGCACUUUACACCUGAAGGAUGAAAAAACCAAACCAGAUGCCAAUGGUGCCGUUGUCAAGGCAGAUGACAAUGUGGAGAAGACGGAGGAUGAGGAGAAGGAGGACAGAGCUGCCCAGUCCUUGUUGAACAAGCUGAUCCGCAGUAACCUGGUUGACACCACAAAUCAGGUGGAGGUGCUGCAGAGGGACCCCACAUCACCCCUCUACUCUGUCAAGUCUUUCGAGGAGCUGCGCCUGAAACCACAGCUCCUGCAAGGAGUCUAUGCCAUGGGCUUCAACAGACCAUCUAAAAUCCAGGAGAAUGCCCUGCCCAUGAUGCUUGCUGAACCCCCGCAGAACCUCAUCGCGCAGUCGCAGUCCGGGACCGGCAAGACAGCUGCCUUCGUGCUGGCCAUGCUCAGCAGGGUUGAGCCCGGGAACAAGUAUCCGCAGUGUUUGUGCCUUUCCCCAACAUACGAGCUGGCACUUCAAACAGGAAAAGUGAUUGAACAGAUGGGGAACUUCUACCCAGAGCUGAAACUUGCGUAUGCUGUCAGAGGCAACAAACUGGAGAGAGGGCAGAAGAUUUCGGAGCAGAUCGUCAUCGGCACGCCCGGCACCGUGCUGGACUGGUGUUCCAAACUGAAAUUCAUCGAUCCCAAGAAGAUCAAGGUGUUUGUGUUGGAUGAGGCAGAUGUGAUGAUCGCCACCCAGGGCCACCAGGACCAGAGCAUCCGCAUUCAGAGAAUGCUCCCCAGGGACUGCCAGAUGCUCCUGUUUUCAGCCACUUUUGAGGAUUCUGUGUGGAAGUUUGCUCAAAAAGUUGUUCCUGACCCAAACAUUAUCAAACUGAAGCGUGAGGAGGAGACCCUGGACACCAUCAAGCAGUACUAUGUGCUGUGCAAUAACAGGGAUGAGAAGUUCCGGGCUCUCUGUAACAUCUACGGGGCCAUCACCAUCGCCCAGGCCAUGAUCUUCUGCCAUACUCGGAAGACGGCGGGGUGGCUGGCGGCCGAGCUGUCCCGGGAGGGCCACCAGGUGGCGCUGCUCAGCGGGGAGAUGAUGGUGGAGCAGAGAGCGGCCGUCAUCGAGCGCUUCCGCGAGGGCAAGGAGAAGGUGCUGGUGACCACAAACGUCUGUGCCAGAGGGAUUGAUGUAGAGCAGGUGUCUGUUGUUAUCAAUUUUGACCUGCCUGUGGAUAAGGAUGGCAAUCCAGACAACGAGACCUACCUGCACCGCAUCGGCCGCACCGGCCGCUUCGGCAAGCGAGGGCUGGCCAUUAACAUGGUGGACAGCAAGCACAGCAUGAACAUCCUCAACAGAAUCCAGGAACAUUUCAACAAAAAGAUAAACAAAUUGGAUACUGAUGACUUGGAUGAAAUUGAGAAGAUAAAUAACUGAAAUAGCUGCUGGAACUGGUGUGUGCCCUGCUGUGGAAGCUCUCCCACUACAAUUGGAUCAAUGUUUGGAUUGGCACAGCCUCUCGGCUCGUCCCGAAAAGGACUCUUCAAGAUAUGAGUACACAAAAAUUACCUCAUGUUCAAAAUUGCAGUUGGACUUCAAAUUGUGCAACUAUGGGGAGGAAGAGGAAAUGUUUACAGAAGCUUUUAACAUUUCUUAGUUUAGCCUUAAAAUGGGAUGAUCUUUGGAAUUCUGAGAAAUACACUUGCCAAAAGAGAGGCAAUAGGGAAUACCUAAAAUUUUAAAAGGAAAAAAAUAUUAUCUUUAAUUGGGAUAAUGUGCAGCAUUAACCUGGUCAGUUUAAAUCCAACAGCUGAAUAUAUAACGGACACAAGGAAAGGGAAAAAAAUUUAAAAAAAAGAAAACCUAAAAACCCCAAACGAGGCAACUGGUUUUUGGCUAAAUACUUAACUUGUACAAACUAGGAUGUCACUCCCCUGAGCUCUUUAAGACUCAUUUCUGGCUUUCUGAUGGAUUUGCCCUGCUUUUCCUUCCAUAAAUUGUCCUGAGGAAGUCUCCAGUAGCUCCUACUCGCAAACACAGGUGCAGUGUGGCUUUGCUGGGCAGCAUUUUCUUUUCCUUUGUCCAGGAUUUGUUGGGAUGGCCGCUCUCCGUGCCGUGGGUGGUGGUGACACUACACAAGCUCAUCCCAAGUGUUUAACCUGGCUGUGGUGUG